This is a messenger RNA of Bombus pyrosoma, 3823 nucleotides long. RefSeq names its product apoptotic chromatin condensation inducer in the nucleus (gene Acn). The transcript has 10 exons. Gene Ontology annotation, molecular function: RNA binding. Bases 156 to 2696 code for a protein of 846 amino acids. The record is from RefSeq and is a predicted model, not a curated record. NCBI's taxonomy places the organism in Eukaryota, Metazoa, Arthropoda, Insecta, Hymenoptera, Apidae.
AAUGGAGUAAGGUGGUACGACCGAUUGUUAGAGGCGUCAUUGGAAACGUCGUUUUAAUAAUAACUUAGUACGGUAUUUAUGUGUCAAUAAAAUUCUGAAAAAACGAUACAUACUUGGUAAACUUCUAGCCAGCGAACGAAACACAUUUAUAGAAUAUGAGACGCAAAAGUGAAAGAAACAAAGCAAAAGCAGGGUCUCCAGAGAAAGAGGUUGAACGAGUAACACGAAAGUCAACUCGAAAAAGUGCGAAACAAGCAUCUUCAACAUCCUUAGAGCAAGAGAAUGCUGAGGAAACAACAAAAAGUUUGAGCAAUAAAAUCACGGAAAAAAAAUCAGCACACAUACAGAAAAAGGAAGUGGAACAAUUAGAAGAACAAAAUGAAAAGGUUUUGUCUAUUGAAGCAGAUGUUAAGACCAAAUCGCAAGAAGAUGAAGAAGACAACAAUUCUGGAUCAAUCUGGAAAGUGUCAAGAUCCGAUGCAUCACCUGGCGAGAUACAGAGAUUAAAAUUAUCUAGACAGCAUAACACAACAGAAGGGUUAUCUGAUACUUCUUUAAAUAGGAAAAAAUCGAACAAGUGGCAGGAAAGUGGUGAGGGAGUUGCAGAGGAGGUUGACUCGGCAGACAAGCAACUGGUUUCUUCUACAAGAGUACCCAGUAGCACUGAACAGCCGAACGAUCCCUCCUCUUCAUACCCAGGUCAGGACUCCAACGAAGAGGUAAGUGAUAGCAAGGAGAUCCUGCCUGAAACCACUUCAGCCAACUUGUCUGACGAUAAACCAAACAUAGAUCAGCAAGGUGAAUCAAAUGAGGCAAAUUACUCCAACGAAAACGCUGAUAGUAAACCCAUUAAGUCGACUAGUACAACUAUAUUGGCUCCUAGUUCAAAUGGUAAUCAUUCAUCCGAGGAGACAAACAUUAUGCCCAAGGAAGAAAAAUCUGUGGAAGAUACUAGUGAAAAGACAGUGGAAGCAUUUAAUAAAGAAACUAGCGUUGAAAACACUCAAAGAGAUUCAAGCAGUGACGAGGAAGAAGAUAAAAAGGAAAAAGUUCGUGAGCUAAAUUCAUCAUCUGAAUCAAAUGAUGAAAUUCAUACUAAGAGUAAUAGAACUGGUGGCAGGAUACAAAGUGCCAGUCGCAGAAAACAUCGAACUAAAUAUCGAGAUUCAUCUAAUUCUGAUACACCAGAUUCUGAGGAUGAACCUUCUAUUAAAAGAGAUCUUGAAAUUGAUGUAUGUAUGCAAGAAGAGAAAAUAAGUACAGAGGAUUCCCACGAACAGAAAGAUCAUACUGAGUCACCAAAAGUAAGGAAUAAUUUUUUAUUAAAUAACAUGGAAAUGGAAAUAGAACAUUGUGAAGCAAAUAAACAGAAGUUAGACAAUCUGGUUGAUAAAUCGGAAUAUACUGUAUCGGCAACAACUCAAUUGGUGACUUACAAACCAGUGAAAGUAAAUUUAAAAAGAUCAUUUUCUUCGAGAAUGUUAACAGAAAAGAAUGAUGUUAAAAAAGAAGAUACUGAUGCAAAUGCAAAUAAUGAAGCAAGUGCUCCAAAUAAGGAAAAUCACGACAGCACCGAACCAGAUUCCAAAUGUAUUCCAAGAAAGCGUCGAUGGGGUACUGCAUUAUCUACUGACACCGCACCUUCGUUUUCAAUUUCUACGGAUUCACUUAAAGCGUUGGUGCCAGGAGCAAGACCAUUGUCGAUAAAUGAGGUUCGUCUUUCAAAAGAUGACGAUGAAGACAGGGAUCGUUAUCGAGUUAGCGAAAAGUGGCACAAUUCUAAUGAAGGAAUAAACGAUAAUAAAUCCGGUGACGAAAACAUCAUGCAAAAGAAUGGUGCAACAAAAAAGGGAGACCCAAAAAUAGAUAAUCAUAUAGCAGCAAGACGUAAGAUAUCGAUUGUUAAAGAAGUGCCACAUGUGAAAUCUCCAAGUCCACCUGCUACAAAGCCCACAAAUAUCCUUCUGAUCAAAAACUUGGUUCGUCCGUUCACUUUGAAUCAAAUUAAAGAACUUCUGUCGCGUACUGGCACAAUUGUCGAAAAUGGAUUUUGGAUGGAUCGAAUUAAAUCCAAGUGUUUUGUAGAGUAUGCUAACGAAGACCAGGCAUUUGAGACGAGGCAAGCGUUACAUGGUAUAUCCUGGCCAGUUUCAAACCCAAAGAGGCUUCAUGUUGAGUAUGCAACCAAAGAUGACAUGGAAUUAGCACGCGAAUUAUCAAAGGAUCAGUCCAUCCCAAGAAAAACCGAACCUCUCGUACCGUCCGAUUCAUGGCAGCAGGAUUGGAAUCGCGAAGAAAGAACGAAUACAAAGGUGAUGGUAGUUCGAGAAUGGGAUCUUGGUAAAGAAGAUGGACAGCAGCAUAUAAAAGAAAAAGAACGUGAAAAGAAAGAACAUGAUAAAAAGAGGCGUCAGAGGAGUCGGAGUCCUGCAGUGGAAGCACACCUUCCAGCUCCAGCUCGUAAAUUUAAAAAGAAAGAAGAUGAGCCACCACCGGCUAAGCUUUUAGAUGAUCUCUUUAGAAAAACGAAAGCAACGCCAUGCAUAUACUGGUUACCACUCACAAAUGAACAGAUAGUCGUAAAAGAAGAAAUGAGAAGGCAACACAUGGCAGAACAUGCACGCAGAUUAGAAGAGAUGAGACGCGCUGAAAGAAACAACAGGGACGGUCGUCGCCGUCGCAGCCCAAGAAAAUAGUUCUCUGAUCGACCACUUUCUAUAAACGUCGACAUUAACUAUCCAACAGAGCGCUGUAACUGUAGAACGAACGGUAGUGUUUGCAUCGUCUAGGAGUGAUGCAUCACGUUCUACGAUACGUCGUAGUGCGAUAUCGCAAAACGUGCCCUGGGGAAUCGAAGGAUAAUCAAACGAAAAAAACUAUCUGCAUAGAGAAAAAACGCUCGGAACGAAUUUAGUAUUCGUUAUCGUUGAAAAACGCUAUUUGUUUUCUUACGAGAAAAUAAAAAACGAAACGAAACAAAAAAAAUAUUAAUGCUGGGGCGAGAUGCUGAAAACAGCAGCGAACAAAAAAGCCCAAAAUAAGGAUGCUGAGAGACUGUGGUUCAUUAAUAUGAAGUCGUCCUAAAGCGUCAAUGGGAGUGUUUUCUCUCCCCGGAAUCUAUCCCUCUUUUCGUCUCUGUCGAUAGAAUAGCCUGACUUCUUUGAAUUUUGACAUGUACUGCCACAUAGAUAGUGGUAGUAAAAUGUAAAGUUUUAGUGUUUCUCGUUUUCGCGCAAUGAAUUUGCACAGCCAGAAACACGUUUGUAUAUAAAGCAUAAUUCAAUACGCCGUGAUAUGACAUGUAAAAUUAUGAAUAAAUGUAAAACAUUGUAGGUUAUAUACGAAAAGUAUAUCUACCGCUUACUUUGUACAAUGUCAUACCAUAUUUAGAAGAUUUGUUAUUCACCCUUGAAAUAAGAUCGAAAGAUUUACGAAGAAGAAGCGAAAGAAAAAAAAUACAUACAUUUUAGAACGAAAAAUGAAUUGUUCGUUAUAUUUAUUUCAUCGUUAUAAUAUAUAUUUUUUGUCUGAUUCGAACAAAAAAUGUAAUUGAGAAGGAAACCAACGAGGAAAAAACAAUAUUAUUAACAAAAAAUAACUCGAACAUGGCGAUAAAUGUUUGAAAUGUUUGCAACAGGGAAAACAAAUGUUUACGUAAACUUAUUCGAUCUUUAUUUAUAUUAAAAUCGUUAACGCUAACGUUGUAAUUGCUUCAAUUUACAAAAAUCGUGAAUUACAGAAUGUGCAUGUCAGCUAUUAAUUAAAAUAUUUCACAAUCACAAAUACUAUGAAUAGAAAGAAUAAAAGAAAACUGGAAUUUCAA